This is a messenger RNA of Lottia gigantea (owl limpet), 552 nucleotides long. RefSeq lists its product as hypothetical. Bases 1 to 552 code for a protein of 183 amino acids. The record is from RefSeq and is a predicted model, not a curated record. Lineage: Eukaryota; Metazoa; Mollusca; Gastropoda; Lottiidae. The transcript has a single exon.
AUGGCGAUGGCUCAUGAUUUGAUCAUUUCUGAUGAAACUUUAGAUGGCCUGGCAUCUAACCGUCAGUACAUUGCAGACAUUCCGUAUACAAUGGAUAUUUUCCCAGAUACCUUGAGUAAGCCAAAUAAGAAGGGAAAAGCAAAAGAUGCCGAGUUUGAGGAACUCGAUUUACAAUCACAUAAACCCUAUCCUAUGGUGUUCCGUAUCGGGCCUAACACAAAUCGAAGGAGAAUGUGGUGUUGGUUGAAGGCUUUCUGGGUAUUUUAUAAGUAUUUGAAAGAAAAGAAGGAUUAUGACAUCAUAUGGGAGAACAAGUAUUUCACAGCACCACCUGAAAAUAAAUUGAGGUCAAUAGACAUUAUCGUCAAUCACAUCAAAGUACAAGAGUACCGGGUAUGUUUCUUUGUCACAACGGGAACCGUACAUGCACAAGGAAAGUCAUUGAACAAAUAUGAAGAGCAUUUUCCCGUCAUCAAACGUCUGUUUCAGAAGAUGAACGAGGAUGUGGACGAACUGACCAAUGAUUUCGAAAAUGCUGUUGUUGUGGAUUAA